AUGGAAGGCGAUCAAGUACUUCUUAGAUACUAUGUCUUCGUGAUAGGGAUCUUUACUACACUUCCAAGUAUUUCUAGAGGUAACACUCUAACCUGUGUUCAAGCAGUCUAUAUUUUUAGUAGUCUGGCCCCUUUGGAAAAAUUUUUUUUUUUCGGUACAUUCCUAAAGCUACCAUUUUUUCCUUUUGUCUUUUGAACAGCUUUCAGCCAAGGUUCCGUUAACAACUUUGUCUAUGUCAACUUCAUGAUCAGUGAAUUUUCCUACCUCAAUAUCACAAGUAUUGGACGGAAUCUCAUUGAAGAAGAAAACGAUUGUGGCUACACCUGUUUAGAAGAUUCCUCAUGUUUUUCCUACAACUUGGCUGCCUUCCCUGAUGUCAACGGCAAACUUCUGUGUGAACUCCUCCCAUCGGACAAAUAUAACAACUCGGAUACGUUCAACGCCAGCGAAGAGUUUCAUCAUUUUUAUAUUCCGGUGAGUCAAACUACAGCUAACUACUUAUUUAUCACAACUUUUUCAUUUGAAAGAUAAUAAAUGACCCUCUCAUUUGUCUCCCUAGUUAUGAGUUUCGGAAGUUAGCAUUUGUAAAUAAGACACGUAUCUCUUUGCUUGGAGAAUCAGUCUCCAACUGAUGCACUGAUCGAACUGUACUUCAAAUGCAAAAGAAAACAGGUUUGCUAGGGAAUUCGCCUUUAAGCCAUGAAAAAAGGGGGGGAUGGAAAAAAAAAAAAAAAAAACGCCAAGAGCGUUUUCCAGUGGUAAUACGCCUGCCUACUUCUAAUGAAACAAACGCUGACAUACUUCAUGAAAUUAAAAUUGCUAUUACCUUCGAAUGUCAGGCAGGUUCAAAUAAUCUUCCAAACAAAAUAUUUGCCUUGAGAACUACUCAAAGUUCAAUUAUACAUCUUAUUGUUUUAGCCUUCGGCGCCAUUAACUUGCAUUGAUACACCUGUCUUAUCGCAAUCUGACCGAUAUACUAUCCCUUAUUUCUCCCACAAAAAUUGUCCAAAUUAUUUUCUAUCGUGGAACAAAAUUGUCAUCAGCACAAGGUCUUGAAAUUCGGUGGUAUGGCCACAAAUUUAGGUCAUAAAACAGAAUUCAGGUCUGAGCCCUGUCUGAAUUCACGUCUGAGCCCUGUUUAAAUAAGCUGUGGUAAAAUAUAUUGUACGCCGCUGUCGGUUCUUAAUAAUUAAUAAAUUGACAUCACUGAAUAUAGGAAACAAAAUAAAAGGAGAAGAAGAAACUAAUUAAAAUUCAAGCGAACUUGUAUUUCAUAACUUAAUAGAUUUACAAUAGGAUGAAGGGUCAGUUGUUAACCUCUUCUAAUGACUACAAGAAAACUACUCUUGUUUUCUUUACUUAAAGUGAACUAAGACCAGGUUAAUUUAAUUCCAUUAUGAUAAAAUCACAGUGUGUCUCUUGUCCCGCUUAUAGUUGAUAUUACCAUUAUAGCAACACAAAUAAGCUACUCGAAUACACACUUAAUACAGCAAAUUCGUAUUUCUGGCGGCUUGUUGAAAAAUAAAACAACCUGUGAGACCAAAGGGGCUUAUUCGCUGUAUAGUGUUUGUCUUUCCUGUUUGAUAUUGCUAUUUAUAAAAUAACUGAGAUAGUACGCGUGAUCUGAUUGGUCAAAAACCUAUGGUUUAUUAUACUGGUAAACCCAUAGAGAGCAUAGAAAAAGGCAUCUGGGCCACGAGCCAUAAACAAAACCGGCUAUUGAUCUGCAAACAAUGAAUUUAGAAAUGCUAAAAAACAGAACAAGUUACUUACCCAGCACCUCUUAAUAUCAAAAGCAUUGGUUUCCACAUUUUAUUACUGCCAUAGCUUUAGAAGUAAUAAAGCACAAAGCUGGAAAGCAGUAUAGAUUUCACGACGAUGCCAAAUCGCAGAGAAAGACAACAACUGUGUGAAUUUCUGGUGUAGAACGUCGGGGGCACCCAACGUCAAUUUUCGGAAAAUAUCUGUUCGGAAGACGAUUUGACAUCUAGAAUUUUCGGAACAUUUGUUCUAAAAUUUCUUGCUUUCCUGCCUCUCCUAAGAUUUUCGAACAUCUAAAAAAUGGUAUAAUUUCCCAUUUUUAACGGAUUUUUACCCUAAAAAGGUCACCUAGAAUUUUCGGGAAUCUUUUUUUUUGGCUGAAAUUUUCGAAAAGGUAAGUUUUAAUCCCUAUAAUUUUCGGAUCACUAGACUUUCAGCUAGGAAAUCCGAACAGAUGAGAAAUUUUUAGGGGAUAAAAAUAUGCCUAUAUCUACCGUUUAAAUACUAAAAUACGUUUAACAAUGCUAUGUUUAAGUGGUUUUGAACUAUAUUCUCGUUGGGUGCCCCCGGAACGUCUCCAGGAAAACUUAACCAUGCCCCAACCAGCAACAAAACGGAUAGUUUUAGCAUUCCUGAUUUAUUUUAUGUCAAAAUUAAUUUCCGGAAUGAAAGAAAUUGUUCCAAAAAGAGAUCUCUGAUCAAGAUAUGGUACAAAAUCGGCCGCUGUAGGUUGUAAACAAAACUGCCAACGAUGAUGAAAGAUGUCAGAGUUUCGGGCUGGUUUUUUCCAACAUUUGCACAAAUUAUUCGCUGAUAUCGAUGCCAUAACCUACCUCAAACCACCUGACUUUACAAAUCGACAAAUAUUAACGCCAAUAUGUGGCUACGGCAAAGAAACCUUUCUCCCCGCUCUGUAUGUUGUUGGUCAAUAGCUUUCUUGCUAAUUGUGUAGCUCUUUGAAAUAUACCGACCCUUAAUGAAGAUUCUCACACAUAUUCCAUAUGAUAGGCGAGAUAAAAACAGGAAACGCAAGGUUCCAUGCUCUGAUUCAGUUCGAUUCAAACAGCUUUGAUCAAAACAUUCUCAGUUUUGAGAAUAUUUUAUGUUAAACCACAAAAAAGAAAAAAGAAAAGUUGGAAUUUUUCGCUUUUUCUCUUUCACCUACCGCGUUCUAGCCUCCCACGCAGACGUUCUUAGGGGUUCGUCACGCGUUCCUGCCCCGCGUUCUCGUCUUUUUGUUGUUGUUGUUGUUAAGUAUCAAAACAACAACAAAAAAAGUCUCGUUAGUUAGAAUAAGCCUCGCCCUAAUUUUGUCUAUUCAAUCCUUAUUAUUGAUUAGUCAGUUGCUCUGUAAGCAUCUGCGCAUUAAAGGAUAUUAAGUGUAAUUAUGACAUUCAGUAUAUAUAAUUACACGAGCUUAUUACAUGCUAACCGAAGAUAAUUUUAGCUUGUAACUGCGCUGAAUAUGAAAUUCAAAUUUCAGAUCAUUAGCGAUCAUUUUAGCUGUCGAGCAAAGUAGAAUCCUGAUGAAUUUUUGCAAGUGUUCACCGCUCAGUUCGUUCGCUUAGACACAGAUAUCACUAACAACAUUUUUGCUAGCUGAAAAGUAAAUAAAGUCCGGAAGAUUCAUCGAUACUUUGUUAGCGUUUUGAGUAAAUAAAACAAUUAUUCCACUCGCACUUGCUCCGUCUGAGAUGAUUAUAGCCAACCCAUAUCCAACAACCGGCAGGUGGAAUAAUUGUGUUAAGAAGGAAUCCAUCAGGAAAUUGAGUAAUUUUUAUUUUCAGUGGACAAAAGCCUUGAACCAGAAUAAUUUAAACAAUAUCGCAUUCUGCUUUUACCUUUUUAAAGGGCUAAAGAUGAAAUUAGUUAGACGUGUAAUAACACCAAAGAAAAUUUCUUAUGACAGCACGAGAAAAUAAAUGUCAAAUUUCACAAAAUGGCAUCUUACACAUGACAUUUUCAGAGUUUUACCUUUGUUUUCACAUUUUUUUUUUUGAAAAUUUGACAUUUAUUUAUAGGGCUCCCAUGAAAAAUAGUAUUUGUUGUUAUUACAGUUAACUAACUUGCAUUUAAAUAACCCGUGAAAAAUGUAAAAAAGAAAGCGAUUUUGUUUAAAUUAUUCUGGUACCAGGUUUUUUUGUCCACUAAAAAUUGAAAUUAUUCUAUUUCCUGAUGGAUUCCUUCUUAAUGCUACAUGUAACUAAAAGUUGGGGCUCAACUUGGCCGACGAAAGUCAAUAACUGAAUUUGCCGUAAAUUCAGCAUCUAGUCUAAUUUGGAUAAAUGUUAUGCGUCACGUUACUGGAUUUUUUGACUUUGACAUAAAAUCAUGGUCUUUACUUACAGCGGUAUCCUUUCCUUUCUGUAGUCUCCUUGUGACAGUUCGCCCUGUAAGAACACAGGUAAAUGUAUUUCGUUGUGCCAGGAAAAUGGAUAUAAGUGUAUCUGCGUGGAAGGAUUCACCGGAAAAGACUGCGAAACGAGUAAGAAAUAUAACUGAGUUGAAGCAAGGUUGCCGCUAAUAACACAAUCACAGGUGACACACUAUUAACGCACUUUGCAAGUGGGAACGGUUAUCAGCAUAAAGCUUUUGUACUGAUUUUAGGUAUUAUAUUAUUGACCUUUACUUCUUUGAGCUCACUAAAAUAAAAAAAAUCUAACUGAGAAGAUUUUGAAAUCUACCUUGAAAGAAAAGGCGACCGAUAAGUAUCACGUUGAACUUUUACUUUUCCUUCACGUUACCUGACCACAAAUUUUAAUUUCCCUGCUUGAUCGAUAAAGUGACUUAUUUAUAGACAGGCCUUCUCCAUCAACCUCUAGAACAACGUUUACAUUAAUUAGUUGUGUGUUUUGACUCUUGCUGAAGUCUGAAGCUAGUCUAAUGUACCUUGGCUGAAAGGUACAUAUCAUUUUUUUUCUUUUAAUAUCUUUGAUUCUCUCUCCUGCAGAUGUAAAUGACUGUGUCAAUAUUACUUGUUUGAACAACGGAACUUGCAUCGACCUAAUCAAUGGCUUCAACUGCAGUUGCCCUCCAGGAUUUGCCGGCAACCAAUGCGAAAUUGGUUAGAUACUUAUUGCUUGCUGCUAUUUGCAUUGCAUUUACGCCAAAACGCAACAUACUAUAUAUCCCGUUUAAACACUUAAUGUUCGACGCUGUUGAAUGCUGAUAACUAAUAAAUAUGGAUCAAUUUUAAUUUAAAUCCGAUCCUACAUGGAUCCUAUAUCAUGGACAUCAUCCGACAAAGUUAAUGUCAUAUUAUGUUAUACCAACAGAAGUUUUUAUCCGGAGGCUCUAGGGUCCGCUGGAUAAUUAUAUGUUUUGCAAUUUUAUUGACCUCAAAUUCCUCUUGGUCCAUGAAAAUGCCGAAAAAAAAAAGACUUGGCCAAUAAUAACGCAUUUAUCUUGGCCGAACAAGUUUGGUGAUUAACGCAUACAUAUUUAUUUGUCGUUAUUUUUUUAUUAUACCGUAAAAUUCCGGAAAUAAGCCCCGGGGCUUAUAUAUUUCAAAGGGCCUUUUUGAGGGGCUUAUUUUUGGAGGGGCUUAUAUUCGGAUGGGCUUAUCUACGGAGGGAAAUUUGCGUUUCAAAAUCAAUUAGGCUUACCUUAUAGUUAGAAGUAAGUUUACCAUUUUUGCUUUGUUUUACUUUGUAUUUAAGACCUCGUGAAGAUAAGACGUGCUGAAAUGUCAACGCCUAUCCAUCACUUCAAAAACUUCAAAGGAAUUGGGUACAACCUUUGGGAUCAGUGAUUUCUGGGAUCGUUUGGGUGAGUAAGAGUUAAUUAUGAUUGGUCGAUGGUAUUCAGGUCAACCAUUCACCAAUCAUAAGCAACGCUUGUUUACCUAAAGAUCUAGAAAUCGUUGCGCUAAGAGCUGGUACCCUUUGCCACUAUAGUUCCUUUUAUAGGGAAUUAGAUAAGUGCCAAAAGCAGCCCAAAAUUGUUUUACGCAAGUUGUAAUUUACGGUUGAAAUCCCCGUGCAAAUGGACGCAACAUUGUUGGAUGUUAAGUGCUAAAAUAGCGUCCGUUUGCACAUUCUGUUGUAUGUCGUUGGUCGUUGCCUGUUAUUGGAGAUCAUUGCGCAAAGUUUAAAGCCGAUCAAUCCAGCUGUCAAGAGCUUUAAGCCCCGUGCAAACAAACUCAAUAUUGUCGGCCAGCAGCUCCUAACAUUGUUGGGAGUUUUUGCGUCUGUUUGCGCGUGGUUUAAAUAUUGCAAUUUUUGGUCUCUGUAUUGCACUUUUGCAUUUCUUAACUUUUAUUAUUAGCGUGCUUCCUAAUUUUGAUGUGUGUUUUGAUAUCAUUCUGUUACAGACAUUAAAGAGUGUAAAAGCAACCCUUGUCUCAACGACGGAACUUGCACUGACUUAGUCAACAGAUUCAAAUGCAGUUGUCCGCUUGAAUUUUUUGGGAAACGAUGUGAAACAAAAUCGAAAAAUGGAGGUGAGAAUCAUAAUUAUGGAUCAUGUAUGAUGUGUACCACAAACGAAUCAGCAAGUUGUACUUUGACAGGUUGCCAUCUAUAAAUUCAAGUAGUCCUUUUUUUUUUUAAAGGUGUUUCGAUACAGUUUUUCAGCGGCCAGGAAACUGAUAUUAUUUUUUCCAUAGCUUUAAAAGUGAUUUUAUAGGUAUAUGAUCGCUAUAAAAUUUUCGCCAGCGAUUGACUAUAGAUUGAAAUUUGUCAAAAUGUAGGUUUUAGUAAAAUCGAUAUUACUAUGACAACAAUAAACAAAAAACUUUGAAAUAAAUGAAAGCUGAAUUCUGCGCGAUCUAAACUGGCUACUGAAAAUCCAAUACUAGGAACUUAAAGUUUGGUGUUUAGCAAAUAAACUCCGUUAGAAAUAAAAUGUGAUUUUCAAUAGCCGUCAUAGAUUAUUUAAUAAAAAUGUUACAAAUGACUCAAAUUAUUCUUAAGUAUCAUCAGAAUGCUGCUUAAUAUCAAAUUUCGUUGCUAGGAAAUUUGGGUGUAUUUUCUUUCUUGCGAUCUUGGAAACUAACCCGUUUUUUCACCACCUGUCUAAGUGCAACUUCGUUCAAAAUCUGGACUUUUAGCAGAGUUUUGUGUAUCUCUGAAACGGCUCAAACGAAUUUUGUUUUUUAAAUCUCUUCAAAUAAUCUUCAUAAUGUAUAUAAUGUAUAUACCUUCAACCAAUUUUCAAAAAAAAGAAAAAAAACUGGUGUUCUUAUUGUUUUGUGUCCAAACCUUGUUUUCGCGAUUUUCAGUUCGCACCCUGAUUGGCCGGUUACCCUUCUGUCAAACUUCUCCAAUGUUAUAUUCAAGUGUAUCUUCCUAAAAUUAAAUCUCUUUCCUUAAAGAGGGUCUAGUUUGAUUUCAUUUGUAUUUCCAAUGAUUUCCAGAGUGAGUCAGAAUUUCAAACUGUUUUCUUGUUUGACUAAAUGUCCACCUGAGAGUGUCUGCCGUCAGUUUUGCAAUAUGUCCAUGCACUUGCAACGUCAAUUGCAUUCAUUUUUCUGGGUUGUAGAUUCUUCUGCAGGCUAGUGCUUAUCUAAAAAGGGUUUACUACAAAAUCAUGUACCUCUCGUCCUCCUUUUGAGUUGGCUUGAUGGACGUUCCUUUGUCGCCUGCACAUACUUUCGAGGAAAGUUAUCCCUAAAAAAAUUGCGACACGUCUUCCCGCAAGUUUCGUGCACGGGGAUAGCUGGAUAUAAAAUGUCCCCAACAAAUUUACACGACUGUGAAAAAAAAAAUUAGUUGCAUUAUUAUAUGGCUGAGUCUGUUUUCGCCAUGCGAUUGGUCAAUUUGCGGUACGUAACUUGCUAUACGGACCAAAAUUUUUAAAGAAAAUGCUCAUUUCGGAGGUCUAAAUCUCUUUACCUGGGAAAAAAUGUUUAAAUAAAGUUAUAAAACGCCUGUCAACCUUGAGGACUUGGAUGUUGACUUUGGCCUUCAACAUUUUAACUGUGUUUAUUUGUGAACGAAGGCGAUGAAGAAACUAACUCGUAAUCUUAUCGAACAGGAUUCUAGUCAGUGUUUGAAAAUUUUAUCGUAGUACACAGUUAAGAAGACGAAAAUCGACAGGCAGAGAUUCGAGAUGUUUUGCCUAAGAGAAAAUGAGUAAUUCCUUCAACAAAUAUGAUAACAAACAUACCUCCACCCGAUCAUCUUGACAAGCAUCUUUGCCAUUUGCAGUGUUUUUUAAAAGACCAACGAAAGAAAGAUAGAAGCGAGUUCGAGCCAGACACAAUUAUGUCCAGUUUUCAAAAGACUCCAGCGCCACAUUAACGAGUGAAUACUUACAGUGCUCUGAGUUUCCACCGAAUAAACUUUGAAAUAAGUAUGUGAACUCUGAGGACUGGGAUGUUGACUUUGCCUUUCCAAAUUUUAACCUGGCUCUGUUUUAAUGAGAACGAAGCUGGUGUAGAAACUGACUCGUAACCUUACCGAGGAAGAGAAUUCUCGUUGGUGUUUAAAAAUUUUAACGCAGAUCACACUUGAAGACGAGAAUGAACUGGCAGAAAGAGAGGUUUUCCCAAAAACAAUUAACGAGCGAAUCCUUCGACAAUGACAACAAACUUACCUUGAAAAGUUUCUUUGCCUUUUGCAGUGUUUUUUUCAAAAGGACAAACGGAGGAAAGAUGGAAACGACUUCUAGACAGACACAACGUCCGUCCGGUUUCCAAAAUACUCCAGCGUUACAUUAAAGAGCUAAAACUUACAGUGCUCUUAGUUUUGACCGAAUAAACUUUUUUAACAUGGCAAAUUCGUUUUUACUUUCUCGGAAAGCCUUUAUUAUGUGCUAUUGUUUUCGUGCGCCAAUAAAAACUUUCUUUUUUGACGCCUGUCAAAUGACUGCCAAAUCGUGCGUCCUGCACUUGUUUCCGGUCCCCCAAACAGGAAGAAGCCAUAUAAUAAACAUCUUAUUAGCCUCGUUUUUUCGGUCCGUACUGUAAAUUACGGAUCCUCGUUUUUUUCCAUCGAUUUAUGCAUGGCCCCAAGCGCGAAUAAAUCGAUUGGAAAAAAACUCGGUCCGUAAUUUACCGUACGGACCGAAAACUCGGCUAAUAAGAGGUAUUUUUUCUCUUUCACCAUUAGAUGUUAUCUCAACUGUGGUAACACAGUUUCUUUCGCCUGCGAUUGGGAAUGACAGCAACUGGGCCCUGUGUUGGCAGACCUCCACUCAUGGCUGGGCUGUCAGUACCUUCCACAGCAGAUGUGAUGGGAAAAACCAUACGAUUACGGUCAUCAGAAAAGACCAGUACGUGUUCGGAGGAUACACUGAUAUUCCUUGGUGUAAGUGACUUUUUCUCCGGGGGCGGGGCAAUAAAAGGGACGGAGUCCGCAAAAUUAAUAUUAAACCCCUAAAGAAACCAAUCUGGAGUGGCUUAGGCUAUAUUUGACAAAUAAUAAAACAAGUAACCAAUUCCAGAACCAAUCAAGAGCUUUAAUGAUCAUGAAAUUGCCUUGUGCGAAAUAUAUCAAAAUUGAAUGCAGUAUUCGACACAAAAAGGCGGCCAGUAAGCUGCAACAACAACAACAACAAAAACACUGACUAGAACCGUACAGUACGUACGUGAAUACAGUCACUUUAGCUACGAUCACUUUAAGACCCUUCUAAAAACAGUUAAAUAUAGUUUAAUGUCCAAGUCACGACAUUUGAAAUAAAUAUGAACUUCGUUGACUUGUGUAUUGAAAUGGUUUUGUCAGUAGACAUCUGGAGCUUGUAUGUUUUGGUUUGUUGAAUUAAAGUUAAAUUCAAUUGGGACCUUCACUGGGAAAAACAUAGCCUCCCACGCAGACGUUCUUAGGGGUUCGCCACGCGUUCCUGCCCCACACAAACCUCUAAGAACGUCUGCGUGGGAGGCUAGGAAAAACAUAAAACUUAAAGUGGUCUUUUAAGUGUCAGUUACGUACCAGUAAUACCUACAGGGGUUGCUGUUGCAAUAACCUUUUCUUUUAAGUAUUCUGUUUAACCAUUAUAUAGCGGAUGAAAGACUGGUAAGCCCAUAGCUAUAUCAAGUGAGUGAGUUGUUUGGCACAGUUAAGAAGCUCCUGCAGUAAAGGAAUUCCUUCUUUGUGGAUCUUGAACAGCCCUAAAAUUUGUGGGGGUGGGGAGAGAAGAGCCUGCUGUGUUAAGGAUAUCAAGGGGACCCAUCCACCCGCCCACUUUUAGGCGUGGUUCUCGGACGUUAGUAAAGAUUUUAACGUUUAUUCCACUCUUUGCAUUUUUCUUUAUGAAGUUUUAAUGAGUUAUCGGUUAAUAGUUAACAACGGGGCUUUAGAAAAAAGAAGGAAUCUUCUGGUACUGUUACUAGGUGCAGUAACGAUACCAGAAACAAUUACGGGACGCAUUGCGGCUCCAGUUCCCUUCUCGUUUCUAAAGUGGCGAAUUUAAGUUUGCUAAGAAAAUCCUUUCACGGCGGGUUUACAUCGUCUACGUAUAACUGCUCCAUUUCCGUGGCUCAUAAUAUCCAGAGGAGAUAGUCGGUGGUAAUUAACAAGCUUUCGGACCAUGUUUACCUGCACAGUCAACAAACAAUACGUACAGCUAAACCGCACAUAAAACGAUAUAGGAGGUGGUUCAAGGGGCAGUUCCGGGAAGGGGAUAAUAUCUUAUAUGACCUGUACGGGGAUGUGCCGCUGGACAGGGUAUGAUUUUCAUCGUCUCUGUCCUAAACAGGGCAAACAAUUUCUGGAAUGCUGGGAACGGUCGAGGUGUAAGGACGUGUACUUCGGUGCUCCGCCUUUUGGCGUGUUAUUCUUUGCAAUUCGAUGCCUCCAAAAGGAAAGAUCGACCCAAAUCUUUUCCUCGGACGCCUUUUCGCCCGAGUAAAAAAAUAAAGAAGUUUUAUGAUUUAAAGCUCAAGGGUAAUGGUGGUUACUAAGGGAACUAGAAAGUAGGAGUAAUCGCUUUGCAUCUUCAAAAAUGUGUUUAUGGCGGAGCUCCGACCAAAUAGUCGUCCGGAUCGUACAAACAAUUAGACGCACUACCUAAAGGUCUUAGUUCGCACCAGCUUAUAACUUUCCAUUCCUAGUGAAAGAGCCCGUGUAUGCUAGUAGUGUAUUGUUUAUGCUCUCUCUGUAGUAGUAUAAUGUCCGUUUGUAGAAUCGAAGUCGCAGCAAUAGGUUUUUUUCUUUUUUUUUUUUCUCUUUUAUCGUGUGUGCCGUCUGUAUAGUUUUCGUUAGUUACAUCCUUGCUUGGCUUUAUAGAUAUUCGUUACGGUGGAUGGUUUUUCAAUGCAGAAUAAUAAUAAUUGGUUUUCACCAUUAUAAUUCUUAAAUGUAUGUUCAUUGAAUGUUAGAGGCUUAUCAUGGCAAGCUAAACGAAGAGAAAUGUUUAAUUGGCUCAGGGAGAAAAAUUUCCAUGUUUUUUUUUUUAUUUUUACAAGAGGUGCACUGUACGAAGGAAACCUGUGAUUUAUGGCAAAAUGAAUUGGGUUAUAAAGCUUUAUUUAGCUGUGAAAAUAGUCGAAGGGCGGGUGUGGCCAUUCUGUUUAAAAAUAAUUUCGAUUUCGUUUUAAACAAGGAUUACGCAGACCCAGGUGGUCGUUUUAUCAUUCUAGACAUUAAGACCACAGACUUAUGUUUUACGCUUGUUAAUCUUUACGCUCCAAAUAAGGAUGACCCCCUUUUCUUCCAAAAUGUUAAAAACCGAAUACUCGAAUUUGAUUGCGAUAACAUCAUCUUUGGUGGACAUUUUAACUUGAUUAAAAAUGCUAAAUUGGACAAGGAAGGUGGCAUUCUCGGCACCUCGCAAACGAAAGCGCUCACCGAAGUAGAAAAAAUUCAAAUUAACCUUGACCUAAGCGAUAUCUGGCGUGACCAAAUCCCCUUGACAAGAGAUUUACAUGGAGAAGGCGUAAUCCAUCUAUAUCCUGCCGACUUGACUUUUUUCUUUUAAGUCGUCAUCUCCAUGGUAAAGUGGCUAAGUCUGAUAUCGUAGCUGGUUACAAAACCGACCACUCUAUGAUAAGCCUCAGCUUGGGUCUUACCGAAAACAUCAGAGGCCAUGGGCUAUGGAAACUUAACUCCUCUUUCCUGAUAGACGAAGAAUAUUUAAAAUGCAUCAAGAAGGUCAUCCUUAAAACAUGUGACGACUACAAAGACGACAAGGAUGUGGAUGAUGCCUUGUUGUGGGAGAUGAUUAAACUUAAGGUUAGAGAGUUCACCAAUUUUUCACGGAAAAGAAAAAGCUAAGUCCAAGCGAACGGACGAAACCAAACAAUACUAUACGAUCACCUAGCUAGAGAAAAAAAAUUGAUGGCACUAUGUCCCCCAUUUUAAAAGGGGAAUUGGAGCAAAAACUGAUUGAGGCAAAAUAGACCUUGGAAAAAAUGUACGAAUAUAAAACCCAGGGAACUAUCUUACGGUCCAAAACCCGCUGGUAUAAUGAAGGUGAAAAAAAUUCAAAAUACUUUUUCAACUUAGAAAACGUCACUUCAAGUGCAAAGUUAUAACUCAUCUUUGUCGAGCUGACAACACAACUUUAACAUCCGAUAAUGAUAUUCUCCAAGAAUGUGUUGACUUUUAUAGUAAACUAUACAGCAGCAGAUCAAUACACAAUGAAAGCGAUAAUCUCCGGUUUUUCACCGCAGAUGACAAUUUUGUGCGGCUCGACGAGGAUUCCAAAGCAUCCUGUGAAGGUCUUUUAAAUGUGAAUGAAUGUCUAAAUGCUCUCAAGACGAUGGAAGCAAACAAGUCGCCAGGCUCAGAUGGGUUUCCAGCAGAAUUUUAUAAGGUUUUAUGGAGUGACAUUGCCCCCUUUUUAGUGAAUGCUAUUAACUGCUCUUUUCAAAAAGGGCUACUAUCGGUGAUGCAGCGACAAGGUAUUAUUUCUCUUUUACCAAAGAAGGACAAAAAACCCUCUUUUUCUAAAAAAUUGGAGGCCAAUUUCUCUUCUAAACUGCGAUUAUAAAAGCGAUAGGUAAUCGAAUAAAGCGGGUUCUUCCUAAAAUUAUCAAUGGUGAUCAAAGUGGCUUCUUGAAGGGACGCUCUAUUGCAGAAAAUAUUUUUCUAAUUGACAGUAUUAUAAAUUACGCAGGUAAUAUGAAUAAACCUGGUUUAUUGAUGUUCAUUGACUUUGAGAAGGCAUUUGACUCGAUAGAGUGAGCUUUUAUAGAAAGAGCCCUUAACUAUUUCAAUUUUGGGCCCUCUCUAGUAAACUGGUUCGGAUUAUUUUAUAAUCAGGUCUCCAUUGCUAUCCAGAACAAUGGAUGGGUUUCGUAGAGCUUUUCUUUAGGUAGAGGGUUCAGGCAAGGUUGCCCGAUGUCGCCAUAUCUAUUUAUAAUAUCGGCCGAGAUAUUAGCCAACUUCAUUAGGAGAGAUAAAGACGUAAAAGGUUUUAUGACGGGUGAAGUCGAACACAAGCUAAGCCAAUUUGCUGAUGACACGACGUUGAUACUCGAUGGCUCAGAGGGCUCCUUUCGUAGAGCAAUCGAGGUUCUAGAUGGGUUUCAAGUGACUUCUGGCCUUAAGGUAAAUUCUGAGAAAACCAAAAGUGCUCUGGGUGGGUUCGGCAAAAAACAGAGGCCCUAUAGAGUGCUACAAGCCUGAUAUCUCCUGGGUGGAGCGGAAAGUCUUUGCAUUAGGUGUACGUGUGGUUCGCAACGGACAGAAACGUAAUGCUCCGCUCUAACUACGAUGAGAGGAUUGGGAAAAUAAAAAACGUUAUUGAAACAUGGCAAUUUAGGAGACUCACCUUAUUGGGAAAAAUCACUCUUAUCAAAACAGGGGCACCCAACGUCAAUUUUCGGAAAAUAUCUGUUCGGAAGAUGAUUUGAGAUCUAGAGUUUUCGGAACAUUUUUUGUCAAAUUUCUUGCUUUUGCCUGCCUCUCCUAGGAUUUUGAAACAUCUAAAACAUGGUAUAAUUGUCCAUUUUUAACGGAUUUUUACCCUAAAAAGGUCACCUAGAAUUUUCGGGAAACUUUUUUCUAGCUGAAAUUUUCGAAAAGGUAUGUUUCGAUCCCCAUAAUUUUCGAAUCACUAGACUUUCAGCUAGGAAAUCCGAACAGAUAAAAAAUUUUUAGGGGAUAAAAAUAUCCCUAUAUCUAUCGUUUAAAUACUAAAAUACGUUUAACAAUGCUAUGUUUAAGUGGUUUUGAACUAUAUUCUCGCUGGGUGCCCCUGUCAAAAGUCGUCUGGUCUCCCUACUCAUUUAUAUUGACUCCGCUCCCUACUUAUGCAAACGCACUGCAAACGGUCAACAAACUUCUUUUUGAGUUCCUUUGGGACGGUAAAGGCGACAAGAUUAAAAGAGAGCAUAUUAUAAGGGAUUAUGAGCAGGGUGGUUUGAGGAUGAUUGAUAUACAUACGUUCAAUAAGUCUCUCAAAGCAUCCUGGAUCAAGAAGUACUGCACUAACCGAUUUGCAUCUGACGGGAAGUCCUCUCUAAAUUUGCACCCUCUACCGCCAUUGAUCUCGUUCUUCUUAUUGGGAGUUAUCUUAUAUACUCGAGCAAACUUGCAGGUACGUCUCCCUCCAUGACUCUUUUUAACAGCAAACUAAAUUCCGUCAUUGAGAUAGAAAAACAAGAAGCACUCCGCUGUAAUUCUUUCACCGUCUUUUCGAACAAAUGGAAAUUUUUUCUUAUUUAAAUUUGUUGCUUGCACUUGUUACCCUCUAGCUAAUCGCUUUGACUUAGACAUGUGUCCUGCAAAGCUGAGCCAUCCACCGUCCACCGUUCACCGUCCUUUCCUUUUAUUGUAAGUAACUAAGCGAAUUCAAGCAUAAAUGUAACCUCAGCUAUUUUUAUGUUUGUUUCGUCAAGUUGUAAUAUGUAUACGUUUUGUGUGAUGUAAAUUUAGCUUAAAUAAUAAAUUAAAUAAAAAACUGGAAAAAAAAAAAACAAUUUCGCCAAGUCUUUCCUAAACACUUUACAUGUCAAAUUUCAAAAUUAAAACAGUAACCUGAUUCUUACGGCAGGAAGAGUGAUAGAAAAAAUAAAGAAAGAAAGCAAAAAUAAAGUGGUGAAUUAUAUUUGUACAUGCAGUUUGUCCUAAACAGGGUAUGUAUUUUAAGUUGUUGUUGUUGUUGUUGUUGUCCCAUAAACAGGGUCAGGGCCUCAAACCCUCAGCGGCUCACCUCUACCCAGAUAUUGGACGAGUAACCCCCCUUCCCCCAAAGGGGGAAUGUUAAAAUGUCAGGUAGUUGAAAGCCGAAAUUAUAAUUCAGGUUUUUCUGUCUUGUUUUUCAGCGUCUAUGAAUAAUUUUGCUGCUACUUCCAAGUCGUUUAUUUUCUCCCUGGUGGACAAGGAAGGACUUGCACCAUUCAAAGCAUGGUAA
Messenger RNA from Porites lobata, 15000 nucleotides. The record is from the annotation of a GenBank genome assembly. Lineage: Eukaryota; Metazoa; Cnidaria; Anthozoa; Scleractinia; Poritidae.